GAUCUGGUCACAUGAUAGUCACAUGCCAACACAGUGCACGCAACGACAAAAUUUGCAGUGACUUGGCAAAAUCAGGAGAACAAGAACGCAAAUUAUUUGACAGCUCAAGACACUCAGUGCAACCACAAGUGUGUGUAUGUCGUUCUUCCAGAUACAAAACUCAAUUCUGGCCUUAUCUGACCACUUACCUAGAGAAAACUCGGACUCAACUGUAGCUACAGAUGCGGAUAUAACUUCUUUAGUAGUUACGUCCAACCGACCUUCAUCAACCAGUACUACACUGAAGUCCAUUUGUAUGACGUCUAAUCCCUUGGAUAGCAAACAAGUGCUUCAAGUUGCUCCCAUUUCAUGUGCAAUCCCCCAAAAACACUUUACGUUAGACACUUCUAGCUCUCUCUUCUCCCCUGAAAGUUAACCACCAGGCUCGCAAAGAUGGCAAUGGUGAAUGUGAACAGAGAAAACCCCGACCAAUUUUAUCGUUAUAAGAUGCCUUUAAUCUUGGCCAAGGUUGAGGGAAAAGGUAAUGGAAUAAAAACAGUGAUAGUCAACAUGGUGGAAGUUGGGAAAGCCCUCGGCAGACUACCAUCAUACCCUUGCAAGUACUUUGGCAUUGAGCUGGGAGCACAGACCCAGAUGGAUGCAAAGUUAGGCCGCUACAUUGUCAAUGGCUCUCAUGAGGGCCCCAAACUUCAGGACAUGCUCGACGUGUUCAUCAAGAAGUUUGUACUCUGUCCUGAGUGUGACAACCCAGAGACUGACCUGCAUGUCCAAGCGUCCAAAGGCAAGAUCCAGCAAGGCUGCAGGGCGUGUGGUAACCUCAACAUCAUAGACACUCGUCACAAGCUCUCCACCUUCAUCAUCAAGAACCCACCCAAUGCUACCACUGAGGACAGCUCUGGGAAAAAAGACAAGAAAAGAGGUCGUGAUAAGAAGGGAGGCAAGAGGGACAAGAAGCAGGACUCACCCACACACACCACCCAAGAUGGAGCCACUGAGAAUGGGGACGAUGACUUCUUGGAUGAUCCCCCCGUACAGAAUGGUGAUGAUGGUGGUGAUGACGACUGGAGUGCUGAUGUGACGGAAGAUGCAGUGAAGGCUCGGAUUGAGGGCUUGGCUGGUCAUGUGACCAACAUCACGCUCACUAGUGACCUUGAGAAGACCAUGGUGGACAGGGUUGACAGCUUCUACAAACUGGUGGAGGGCUUCAAGAACACUGGUGGAGCUAGUGCAGUGGGGUCCAACGUGGCCAAGAUCAAGGCUGAGGCUGAGAAGUUGGACCUCAUGGACAAGGCCGCUGGGAUAAUGGGGGAACUACUCUUUACUGAGCAGAUGAUCAAUGAGAUCAGCGAGUACCGCAUCAUUUUGCUGCAUUUUGUUGUGGAAAACCGCAAGGGUCAGAAGUACCUACUGAUUGGAGUAGAGCGUCUAGUAGGGGAAGUGUUCCCUUCUCUCCUUCCCAAAGUAGCCAUCAUUCUCAAAGCUUUCUAUGACAAUGACAUUCUCGAAGAGGAGGCCAUAUUGGAGUGGGCUGACAAGGUACCCAAAAAGCAUGUCAAGAGUGAUCUUGGCAAGUUGAUCCGUGAGAAGGCUGCCCCAUUUGUAACGUGGUUGCGUACAGCCGAGGAGGAGGAGUCCAGUGAUGAAGAGGUGGAGGUGGUCUACUCUGAGGCUCAGGCCGGGAAUUCGCUCAUUGUGCAGGAAGAGAAACCACCACAGCCAAUACUGGCUGAGGCUAGCGGCAUUGACAUAGAUGCUAUUUAAUCCCCAAUCCUCAGUCAUCCACAAUAUUCUAAAAACUGUUGAUAUACAUAAUAUAUUGCCUUAGCUACCGAGAUACACUGUGUAGAUAUUGUUUAUGUAGGUAUUAAUAAUAUGCACACUAGUACACUAGUAUGUGCUAGUGUAGUUUUGACAGUAUUCUUGUUAAACUGUCUGUGUUCAUUCAUUGGUUGUGUUUUGA
Halichondria panicea is the source of this 1960-nucleotide messenger RNA. Its product is annotated as eukaryotic translation initiation factor 5-like. Lineage: Eukaryota; Metazoa; Porifera; Demospongiae; Suberitida; Halichondriidae. Gene Ontology annotation, biological process: translational initiation; formation of translation preinitiation complex; formation of cytoplasmic translation initiation complex. Gene Ontology annotation, molecular function: eukaryotic initiation factor eIF2 binding; translation initiation factor activity; GDP-dissociation inhibitor activity. Bases 433 to 1761 code for a protein of 442 amino acids. The record is from RefSeq and is a predicted model, not a curated record. Gene Ontology annotation, cellular component: cytosol. The transcript is spliced from 12 exons.